Messenger RNA from Paramormyrops kingsleyae, 2360 nucleotides. RefSeq names its product hepatocyte nuclear factor 4, gamma (gene hnf4g). Gene Ontology annotation, biological process: regulation of DNA-templated transcription. Gene Ontology annotation, molecular function: zinc ion binding; RNA polymerase II cis-regulatory region sequence-specific DNA binding; nuclear steroid receptor activity. Gene Ontology annotation, cellular component: nucleus. The record is from RefSeq and is a predicted model, not a curated record. Lineage: Eukaryota; Metazoa; Chordata; Actinopteri; Osteoglossiformes; Mormyridae.
CGCCAUGUUCGUAACUGCGAUGUCAGUGACCUUGUACAGCGCCGGUACGACGUUACACAAUUAGUUAUUUUUAUUUUAAUAGCCUUUCGCUAAUGGAUCGCAUUUUUUCAUUGAUUCAAAUAUUCCAGAAUGAUUCGUAUAGAUGCAUUCGUUUAUUAUAAUGUACAUAUAACAAUGAACGUAGAGUAAAAUGCAAGCAAAAUAAAAAUAAAUGUUCAUCAAACAAUUAAACGAAGUGGAAAGAAAUAAAAACAGAUUUAAGAAACUGGUUUACGCACCACGUUAAACUGAAAGGGGGGUCAGAUUUCAAUAGUUCUGGUCGCACGUUUUCUUCGUUUUUUCAUUUUAUUGAAGUUGGUUACUGUUUAACAUCCACACCCAAGUUUCAGUUUGUUUAGUAAAUCGAUGUAAUGACAGGCUCCCCUGACGCCAUUUAAUGGUUUUAUCAUUGAAUUACAACCCACCUCGUGUAGUCAUGAGCUCUCUAAACGUCUCAGAAUCCGAAAUGAAAUAAGAAAUCGACUGUCGCCGUAAUUUUAAAGAAAUCCUGAGACUUUUUGGAAAGCGGACUAAAGAGAGUCAAGAACCGGGCAGUGCGAUGCUCACCGAGUCCAACGCCGCGGGCGCGGAGGAGACCACGCUCAGCUCCUACUGCUCCAUCUGCGGGGACAAGGCCACGGGCAAGCACUACGGGGCCUCCAGCUGCGACGGCUGCAAGGGCUUCUUCAGAAGGAGCAUCAGGAAGAGCCACGUUUACUCCUGCAGGUUUAACCGGCAGUGUGUCGUUGACAAAGAUAAAAGGAAUCAGUGCAGAUUUUGCAGGCUGCACAAAUGUUUCCGCGCGGGGAUGAAGAAAGAAGCGGUGCAAAACGAAAGGGAUCGGAUCAGCUCCCGGAGGAACGCGUGUGACGCCAGCGAGCUGCCGCCCAUCACAGUGCUGGCCAAGGCAGAGGAGCUGUCCCAGCAGAUGAACGCUCCCAGUGCUGCUGUCUCCUCGGACGUCUCAGAGAAAACGACGGCAGGCGUGGCCGACGUCUGCGAGUCCAUGAAGCAGCAGUUGUUGGUGCUGGUAGAGUGGGCGAAGUACAUCCCGGCCUUCAGCGAGCUGCCGCUGGACGACCAGGUCUGCCUUUUGCGAGCCCACGCAGGGGAGCAGCUGCUCCUGGGGGUGGCGAAGAGGUCCAUGCCCUACAAAGACGUCCUGCUGCUGGGUACCGACCACGUCAUCCGGCGCGACUGCCAUGAGCCCGAAAUCAGCCGGGUGGCCAAUCGCGUGCUGGACGAGCUGGUCGCGCCGUUCCAGGACAUCCAGGUGGACGACAAUGAGUACGCCGCCCUCAAGGCUAUCGUUUUCUUUGACCCGGACGCUAAGAGCCUGAGCAACUUGUCGAAGAUCAAGACCCUGCGCUGCCAGGUGCAGAUGAGCCUGGAGGAUUACAUCAACGACCGGCAGUACGACUCGCGCGGCCGCUUCGGCGAGCUGCUCCUGCUGCUGCCCACCCUGCAGAGCAUCACCUGGCAGAUGAUCGAGCAGCUGCAGUUCGUCAAGCUCUUCGGCUUGGCCAAGAUAGACAACCUGCUGCAGGAGAUGCUGCUGGGAGGCCUGGCCACGGAGCCCCCCCACCUGCCUCACUCCGGUCACCCGCAGCUGGCUCCGGACCCCCUGACGGGCCACACUGUCCUUAUCAGCUCGCUGCCAGCCCCCGUGCACGUCGAGCAGAUCUCCGCCCCGGAGACACCCGUGCCGUCGCCGCCGCAGGGACCGGCUGCUGAGAUGUACAAGGUCACUGCCAGUCCCUCCCCCAUGCUGCCUCUACAGGCCGUGCCAGAUCGAGGCUCCCCCAACAGCACACUCUAGUGGCCAUUGUUGGGAUUGCAGCAAACUCAGCAUAGCGGCGUAACAAGGAUUUUCGGCUGCACAUCACUGCAUUAGUCUUAAAAAUACAUGAGGUAUAGAGAGCUGGAAAGUUCAGGUCCCAAAAGUACAAAUCCAGACCAAGAGUUUGUUUCAGCCAACCAGUUGAGUACACUAUGACUUAUGUUCAGCUGGUUGGUUGAAGCAAAAUCUUGGUCUUCUUUUGUACUUUCUGGACCUGAACUUUCCACCUCUGGAGGUGUAUUCAGCAUAAAGCUCUUUUAUUCUGUAUAUGUAAGUAGACUGUGAAAUAUAUAAAGAAUGUGUAUUAAUUAAUACUUAAUAGUGUGUAUCAAUUAUGAUUAAUAUCACUGGUGCACAAAUGCUUCAUUCAGUUUUUAUAAUUGUAGGAAAACCCUGUGAUUAAUAUAUAGGUAGUUUGUAUUAAUUUGGUUUUCCUUUUUGAAAAGUAAAAAAAUAUUAAUAAUAAAAUGGAUUUCCACAA